GUCGCGUACGUCACGCCGGCCCCGCUGCGCUCACUGGCUGCGCUGCGGGGAUGCCGGGGCGAGAGGCUGAGAUGCAUCCAGUCCUAAAGGCCUUUGUGUGUGGCUCCAUCAGUGGGACUUGUUCCACACUUCUCUUCCAACCCCUUGACCUGCUGAAAACCCGCCUGCAAACUCUGCAGCCUGCUGUGAAUGGGUCUGGUCGUGUUGGGAUGGUAAAGCUCCUCUUUAGGGUUGUUCGUACUGAGAGUCUUCUGGGGCUCUGGAAAGGUGUCUCUCCAUCCUUUGCAAGAUGUAUUCCCGGUGUUGGGAUUUACUUCAGCACUUUGUACACAAUGAAGCAAAAGUUUCUAGUGGACCGUUCACCCACAGCCCUGGAGUCUGUCUUUCUGGGUGCCACCGCACGUGCAGUUUCUGGUAUCUGCAUGUUGCCAGUGACUGUAGUGAAAACCCGAUAUGAGAGUGGAAGAUUUGGCUACGGGAGUGUGUAUGGAGCUCUGAAGAAUAUCUAUCAGACAGAAGGGGCUCGUGGCAUGUUCAGUGGGCUCACCGCGACGCUGCUGCGGGAUGCACCCUUCUCUGGCAUCUACCUGAUGUUCUACACACAGACCAAAAGCCUCACGCCUCAGGACCAGCUGGAUCCAGUGCUCAUGCCCUUGCUGAAUUUUGGCUGUGGGAUCUUUGCGGGAGUCCUGGCCUCACUGGCAACGCAGCCUGCUGAUGUCAUCAAAACACACAUGCAGCUGUCCCCCCAAAAGUACCGCAGGACAAGCCAGGCCAUUGCCUUCAUCUACAAGGACUUUGGGUUGGUUGGCUUUUUCAGAGGUGGUGUGCCACGUGCCCUCAGGCGGACUCUGAUGGCAGCAAUGGCAUGGACAGUGUAUGAACAGAUGAUGGAAAAAAUGGGCUUGAAAUCUUGACUGACUUGCACAAGAAACAACCAACAUCACUCCUCCUCCUGCUUGCUGUGAUCAACCGGCACUAGGAAGUUCCCAGGUCCACAGAGGAAUAAGCCUUGCUCAGCCAGGAGGAAAAAACCCCUUCUGAGACAGGGGAUUAGGCCUUUUGGCAAGUAGAGGAAAGAAGGAUCUGAUCUUUGCAUCAUUUGAUGAAUGCAUUCCAGAAGGACUGUGCUUGCAGACUGCCAUGGGAAAUGGCAGGGCUUCCGCAGCCUUGUAACUAUGCUGAGGAAAAAGCCCCUUUUAAAUAUAGCUCUGUGCUCACCACCUUUAUGCAAUGAGACAUUGCUGAGCAAAAGUGUUUGAGGAGAAAACAGUGAUUGCGGAACCUGCCAGCCUGUUCCUUGCUGAUCUAGCCAGUAGGGCCACAGUGACCCACCGCUGAUAGAGAUUCUCCUUCCUCUUACGCUUUGUUCUCACAGGGGAAUGUUGCAGAUCACGGUGGGAGACUGGAUGUGUCUCUUCAUGCUUAUAUUGUAGGAGCGGGUGGAAGAGAAAUUAAGUGCUGAAGGAAAGCUGGGAACAUGGUCUCUGUCAUCUCUUUGUACUGUGCGUGAUAGCAGAGAAGGUGACUGGAGCCUCCUUGCCGUGUCAUGUGUUAACGUGUAAUUGAGCAUCUUAACACUCUGGAGAUGUGCUUCUGCCUCUGGAGCAGUAUUUGCACAGGAAUUAAGAAGCAUAAGGCACUUUAGAGUUGAUUGCUACCAAAGUUCUACUUGUUCUCUGAAAAAUGUUUUUCCUGCUGGUCUGACUUUAUCAGGAAUACUCAAGUAUUAUUAUUAUAUUUUUUUUUAAAUCCAGUUGUACUAGAGAUUUAAGUGCUUCCUAUUAUAAAUUUGUUAAUCCCUGGUCAACACCCUCAGUGCAAGCUGGUGCUUAGAUGUAGCUUUUAGGGUCAUAGCUCAUAAUGCAUAAAUGUAUAAUGGAAGCAGAUGUAGAUACUGACACUUCAGAUUUCCCUUAAAAGGCACUACUGAUUGCAUGUGGAGUAUCUUUGGGUUUGGGAAAAAAAAAUGCUGCUCUGUUCUAUAAGCUUUCUGCAAAGUUUGAGACAUAUGAGUGCUUAGUAGGGAACUUUUAUUUCUCUUUGGGCUCCGCACAGAUCCUUCACAGUUUCCCAGCUGGUCAUUUUCUCUUAGCAGGUAGUCCAUGUUUUAGUAUCUAGAGUUUAGGCCUACAGAUAAAUAUAGUUUUUUCAUCCACUGUGCCUUCUUCCUCAUUCCUACUUUGUUACACAGACCUCACAGCAUGUGCUGUCUAUACUUGGGUACAGCCUGCUCCCCUCUUCACUUGUGCCUCCGUGCUGGCUGGCUGGGUUGGGACUCUUGCAACUCUGUUGGCAUUGCCACAAAGCUGGGCAUGGAAGUGUGCCUUGCAGAAAACAUAGCUUUGGCUUUUAUUUUCUUAAAUAUCCAGGGAUAUUUAGUUUAGAAACAGAGCAGAUGUCUCUGAAUAUGAAGACAUGACACUAACUGUAUGAACAAUCAGUAUUACCUACCUGUUGUUUGUAGAGUGUCAUUUGCACAAUUGAUGCCUGCUCUGGCAAACUUCUGACCACAAGAAGAGGGGGGGCGUGGGUUGUAAAAGAUGCUCUUCACCAGAUUCCAACUCCAUGAAGGUUUGAUGACUGAUGUGAAAGUUAGGUCUGAGUAAAGUGUAAGGGGAUGGGCUGGAGGCUUGGAAGGCGUUGCCUGUUUUUAGCCUCAGCUCAUCUGUGUGAGGAGACUGGUGCUGCACAGUGCCAGCGUCUCCAAGAAUGAUGGUGGAGGGUCCCGUGUGCACGUCUACACGUUAAUAGAGCACUGCGUAAAAUCAUUCUGCAUUGUGGCUGAUGAGCUGUCAGAUUCCCUCUGCUGCUUCUCACUGUCAGGCACGUGGGCACAUAAUUUGCCAAAUCCUAAAUAUGAAGAACUGUUCCUUUCUUUUGCUGUCCCUCCUACCCUUAGUGACCUGAACUCAUGAGAGUGCAUGAGACAGUGGUUACUGCACAUCCUGCUGUUUGUUAUCCUGAACACUACUGGCACAGAGAGUUGGAGAACUGAGUGUAGGAUUGCUGACCUGGUGGAGUAAGGUGGCAGUUACAUGAGUUACCUCAUUUGUCUUUUAUUCCCCUGUGCAUAGGAUCAAACCAACAUGUUGUACUAGAAGCCUGAAUUUAUCUGAGACUUUCUUAAUCUGGUAUGAAUUGGAUCUGUUGAUCAUCUUGGGCUGUGGCAGUCGAGGGCUGUUUGUGCAGACAGAAACUUAGGCUUUUAAAAAUGAGAAGAAUGCCAGGUUUGAAUUAAGUAUUACUUGUAUUAAGUAAAGUCCUCAUUGGAAACCUGAAAUACAGGAAUGCUUUAGUGGCUUUUAUGUCCUAUACUCCUGUCUGGUCAAGUAACAAAGGAAGAACUAGAGAAUUUAUUCUAGUACGCUGGUGUUUUAAAGUCUACAAUUUUUGUUUGUUUGGUGUUAAUUUUUAAGUCUGGUUUCAGGCCUAAAGCAGUGUUAGCUUUUCCUUUGGGAAAGUUCUUUCAUUCCCCUUACUUUGUGGGGAAUGAGGAGGCUCUUUGUUGUUGCAGUAGAGUGAAAAAAUAUAUGCUUUUGCUUUGUGAAUUAUCCUGGGCUCCUCUGAGUUUAAGAAAUAGACAAUCCAAACUGCACUGUGCUUCAUCAACCCUUGGUGCUACAAAUCCAAAAACUUCUUUAAAUAUGAGCUGGGAUGAGUGAGUUCUGUGGUACAAGAUUGUUGUUUGGGUUUCUUUUAUUAUUUCUUUUGUCAGGUUUCUCAUAUAUGGGGGAGGGGAAAGCCUGAAGUUCUGCUCCACUGUCUUCUGAAAGCCGUAUCACAUAGGCAGGCACAAAACUAAUUCUCAGCUCUGAUUCUUACCAUCCUUCAACCUUUUCCACACGUCAAAAACAUUGUUUCUAAAGUGAUUUAUUGAAGUUACUUCUUGGUAGCUAUAGCAAGUCAAGAAAAACAGGUGUGUGGAUGUGAAGUAUAGAUAUAUUGCCCUUGAGGUUAUACGCUUCUAAUUAAGAACAAAUGGUCACUGUACAACCUCAAUACAAAGUAAAUCAAAUAAAGGAUCCAUCACAGGUGCUUAAGCACCUACCUGCAUCAUGCUAGCAAUUCAACACUAACAAUCCUAUCAGACAAUCAUUUCCAAAGACAUCUUAGCUUGGAUUCCAGAGAAGGUGGUCUGAUCCCUUCUAUAUACGGCAGGAUCGUGGUCGGAUCCCUCUGAGUGACCUGUGUUGCUGGCAAUACACUGUUGGUGAAUGCGCAUUGUCUCUGCUUGCCCUUGCAGCCAUGGUGUAGCAACACAACUGGCUAACUGCCAGUCAGUAUUUUAAGUGAGUUUGUAAAGACACAAGAGAAAUAGUCUGUUCAUUUAUGAAGUUUUAGUAACUUCACAUUUCCUUUCUUCCUGUGCUCAUUUUUUUUUUUUUUUCUUGCACUGUUUAAACAGAACUGAAGUUUUGGAACAUUGCAUAGGUUUGAAUAUUGUGCAUAUUUGUAUGUCUAUAUAAAAUAUUUAUGUGAGAAGGUAUAUUGUAUGUUUCUAUUAAAAACUGGUUGCCAGAAGGAA
This is a messenger RNA of Tyto alba (common barn owl), 4528 nucleotides long. RefSeq names its product solute carrier family 25 member 38 (gene SLC25A38). The record is from RefSeq and is a predicted model, not a curated record. Gene Ontology annotation, molecular function: glycine transmembrane transporter activity. Lineage: Eukaryota; Metazoa; Chordata; Aves; Strigiformes; Tytonidae. Gene Ontology annotation, cellular component: mitochondrion; mitochondrial inner membrane. Bases 51 to 917 code for a protein of 288 amino acids. Gene Ontology annotation, biological process: glycine import into mitochondrion. The transcript is spliced from 7 exons.